UGUAAGGAUGGGCCUAUGAUUCUGUGGCUAAUGCCUUAUGAAACUCUUAAUCAUCUCUUUAAAGUAUGCUUUAUGAAGGUUUUUGGUUAGGGAGAUAUUUCUUGUUACAGAUUUAGAGAAUAUUUUUCAGUUGCAGUACUGCAGAAAGAGGAGGAUUUUAGUUUCUAUAAUAACUAUUCUCUACUGACAGCUAAACAAUGAAAGGCCUCAAAAGGUUUGACACUUGAUUAGAUCUACACUGUAAAGUGCAGCAGGCAAAAAAAAUGGUAAUUAAGGGCCUGAUCAAGUAAAUCACUCAGGUAUGUUUUUAAGCACAUGAGCAAUCUAAUUAAUUAAAAAAGAGCACAGAUAUUCGUGUUUGUAACAAAUCCACAUUUGGAUCAAUAGUCCUGUCAAUUGCAAACAUGAGCCUUUCUGUCAAAUAAAAAUGUGCUGUAUUGCAACAAAACAAUCCAUUAUACCACACACUAACUUCAUUAUCUUAAAGAAUGUAAAUUGUAACUCUAAUUACCUCCUAAUAUAUUAUUUUGGUAUUGUUACUUGUUAGCAUUGUGAGUUUAACAAUAUGUAAAUUUUACGUUUUCCUUCCCAAAAGAUAUCUUUGGCCAAUAUACAGAUCAUACCUUAUGAGCUGAGAUUGCUUACUUCUGUAGCCUGCAUAUAACUCACCUGCAAAAACUGCUUUUUUCCUAAAGCCACCACAAAAAUAAUCAGCAUUCCUUUUCCGGAAAGCUUUUGAGAGGAAAUGCAAGUUCUUUUAUUCAGUUUCUUACUAAAUCUUGUCCAGGGUAAGGACAGUUAACAUUUUGUCCCUGUUUGAGUAAAGUACUAUAGAGUUACUGGGAGAAUCCCACUACUAGCUCUCCUCCAGUUGGGAAGGGACUGUUAAGCCCUACUCUUCAACCAGCUUUUAGUCUGCCUAAGAACCUGUCAUUCACUUUUGCAGGAAAUUGUGCUCUGAAUGAAUUUUGGUGUGAGACUGUUUCAAAUGCUGUGCUGAUUCUGUUUUAUCUGUGUACUUACUGACACCUGCGUUCACCUCUGGCAGGUUAGCGAUGCAGGAUUUCCUGCGGCCUGAGACAGGCUGAGUUUUAUGAAGAAAUGUAGAAUAUUUAGACUGAGGACCAGCUUUCUCAAAUAAGUACUGUCUUACCAAGGAUCUGUGUACCUAUUGUGUUUGAAAGAUUUAAUUUGAAAAGUAUAUUGUUAUAGACCAGUUCUAGAAUUAAGCUUGCAGAAGCAUGGUGUGCUUUCUCUUAACAAAAAUAAGACCAGAAAAAAUCAGUUUAAGUAUCUAGCAGAGCAGUUUCUACAGUAAAUGGACUGUAUUUCAGACAGAAGUGACCGAUACUGGUUUGAAAGCUUACUGCAAAUGAAAGUUGUGUAAAUGGGUUAGAACCAGGAAACUGGUAAGGCAAAGAGAAAAGAGUGAGACUGUGUAGCUGCAGUAUUUCUGGAGCAUGAUAGGGUUUGGUGUUUUUUUUUUUCUUCUUGAUUUAACAAAUUGAAAAUCUGCUGAAUAAUUCAUGAAGAGUGGAAGGGCUGAAUCUUCCUGGAAUGAUAUACAGUGUACGUACUGUGGCACAGGAGAAACUGCAAAGCUUUGUAUCAGUUGCUGCCGUUUCUGCUGCUGAUUGCAAGGUGCUGCUGCUUUUGGCAUUUUCACAGCUACAGAAUCCUCAGUUGUGCUCUGGUCUGCGAACAGCCAUCUGCUCCCUAUGGACCCACCUUCGCUAGCUACAAUCUGUGGGAUCUCUUGCUGUCUACCUGCCUUGGACACUGCUGUUCUCUGGAUCGUUACUGCAAACUGUGUUUUCUUGCAGCUUCUUGUAUGACUGAAACCUGCCUUAGUCCCUCAGCUGCACAUCCUCCCUUGUGCUUGGUGGGGGACUCCUGCAGCAGGAUCUUCUGACCCAGACAAGGAUGGGAUUUACAGGGAGAAGUCAAAACUGAGCUGCAUUCAGCGAGAUGCCCAACGCCUCUUCCUGGAGUGCUAGCUCGCCUUUGCUGCUGCUCUGGGAGGACUCCUCCGGGACCCGCAUCUUCCUGUCGCUGCUCUAUGCAGUCUUAGCUAUCUCAGGGACUUUAUCCAAUGUGAUGGUCAUCUAUUUAGUCUUCUCCUUCAAGAAGCUGCAGACUACCAGCAAUGCCUUCAUUGUGAACGGCUGCGCGGCGGACCUAAGCGUGUGCGCCCUGUGGAUGCCCCAGGAGGCUGUGCUGGGGCUGCUGCCUCUCAACUCCUCCUCCCUUCGCUCGGCGGAGUACCGGCUGCUCCGAGGGGGGCUCCUCGGCCUCGGCCUCACCGUCUCCCUGGCCUCUCACCUGCUAGUGGCCUUCAACAGGUACGUGCUCAUCACCAAGCUGCCCAGCGUGUACCAGGCCCUCUACCAGCGGAGGCACACGGGCUGCAUGAUCGGGCUCUCCUGGGCCCUCGCCCUGCUCCUGGUUCCGCUGCUGCCCGGGCUCUGGAGCCCGGGCUCUGCCCAGCAGCCGCCCCCGCGGCAGACGGACGGCAGCCCUCGCUACACCGCCCUGCUCCUCGCCCUGGCCGUGCUGGGCCAGACCGCGCUGCUGCUCCACUGCUACCUCGGCAUCGUGCGGCGGGUGCGGGGCAGCGCCAAGCGGGUCAGCGUCCUCAACUUCCACCUCCUCCACCAGCUGCCCUUCCCCGCCGCCCCGCCGCCGCCCCGCCGCGCCCAGCGCCGCCUCAGCAGCGUCUCCGUCCUGCUGCUCUGCUGCGUCUUCCUCCUGGGCACCCAGCCCCUGGUGUGGGUGAGCCUCCUGGGCUUCUUCCUGCGGCCGGCGCCGCCGGCGCUGCAGGCCGCCAGCUGGCUGCUGCUCUGCUCCCUCUCGGCCCUCAACCCCCUGCUCUACACGUGGCGCAGCGAGGAGUUCCGCCGGGCGGCCCGCUCCGUCCUGCCCCGCGGCGAGGGCCCCGCCGCCGCCCCGCGCCCCGCCGCUGACGCCGGCCCCGCCGCCGCCGCCCCGCCCUGCCCGCAGCUGCCGCGGCGCCGGGGGACGGCGGGCAGCGCCAGCGCCGCCGCCGCGCCGCGCUGAGGGGCCGCGGGGGAGGGCGAGGGCCCCCGGGCGGCCCGCGGCCCCCCGCCCCGCCGCCUGGCGGCGCCCGCGGGCCCGUCCCGCGCCGGGCGGGAACAGCCGCGUCCCCUCAGGCCCCUCCCCGCCGGCGGUCACCUCACGUCGGGGAGCCGAGCCGAGCCGCCCGCCCCCUCCCUCGCGAGGCCCGGUCCCCUUGCUCCUGCCGCCCCGGCCCCCUCCCUGGUGGCGCUCCUUCCUGUACACAUUCUCCUGUUGCUCCUUUCUGACGCCGCGCGCUUCUUCUCCGCUCCCUCUUUCACCGCGCUGACGGGCAGCCCGAGGCUCCGGCUGCUUUUCCGGGGCAGCGGGCCGGGCGCUAGGGUGGGGGGCUCGUGCCCGCCCGCAGCGCGGCCCUCGUCGCCCCCUCAGCUCCGCUCCGGCUCACGGCAGCUGCCCGCCCCCGGGUGUCGGCCAGGACUCAGCCAAAAGCGGUGGAUUUAGAAAUCUGGGAUAACUGGUAAAUAUGGCAACUUGCUGAUGUUAUUGUGGUGAUGAUACUUAGCGCUCUGUUUGCCUUUUGGCACAAAAGGCUGGAAGAAGGUAGUUCUUUUCUGAAUCCAUGGGCAUCCGUGAGCAGUAUCACCUAAAUUGUGCUAUCUUGAGAAGAAGAACGGACACAUGGGAACAUAGGAAAUUUCUUCACAAGAGUUUGUUGCAUUGGGUGACAGAUGCUAAUACAAGCUUGGCAGCUCUCAUGAGGAUGUUUGAAUGAUGGGACAAUAACAAGGAAGAGACAAGCGUGAUGGGUAUAACAUAAAAGGCCCUAUGGCCAUAUUUUAUAAUGCUCCACACUUUGCUUGCCUUACCUGAUGGGGUUUGAGUUUCAACAGAAAUUGCUUUAAAAGGAAGGGAAGAAUUUCACUAUUUCCCAAGUCUAAGACCUGUUAGGCAUCAGUGAUACAAUGAUGUAUCUAAAAUACCCAUACCAAUAUUUUAUUUUUCUAAAUAAAAAAAUUCACCAUCAUCACAGAAAAGAUUCUUCUUGAGGUCAGGAUUUGACAAAGACAAGGAACCAAGGCCUUAAAAGGAAAAAAAAAUUAUCUUCACAUCCUGAAAAUGUAUCAACAUGAAAACAGCUUUAGCCACUUGCAAGGACCUGUGGAUAAGUAAGAGAAGUCUCCUAGAGUCUGAGGCUUACAGAGAGCUUCUUCCUCUGUCUUGGAGACAGUGUGAGAGACCGAGUGUGCCACUGAGUGACAGCAUCAGAAAGAUGGGGAGGGCUAGCAAGGAAACAUGAACAUACAAGAUAUGCAAGAUUUAUUUCUAUCAACACUGUGCACAUAUCUUGGAGAGCAGAGGAGCCACUAUAUCCUUGUUGUAAUCUCUGAUCCUCAUCACAGCAACUGCGCUUUUGCUAGAAUUUUGCAGCAAAUGGAGAAGGAAAACUUCCAACCACACCUAUACCAAUUCCGGAAAAUACUCUGGAUCACUGCCAAAAUAAAGCUAAACCAAGGGCCAUCCAGGGAUAAGGCCCUGUUCUACUAUAAAGUAAUCCUUAGGCUGGAACCCACAAAAGGAUGCACAUCACCACUUCCCACCAUGGCUAAAGGAACUGAAGACACUUGGUAAAGCUCAGUGCUGGGCCCAUAAGCAAAAGAACAAACUUUAAAACAAAAAAUUAGACAACAUGUCCGCCCUGCCCCCCAUUUUUGGCUGUGGAACAUGUUAGUCUGGAAUUAAAGCAAUAACCUGUUUCAGAAUUCAAUGUCCAAACAUCAGAUAACUGGAACUUCUGGGCUUCUUCCCUUGUAAAGUAGCAUGCAAGUUAAAUCUGAAAUGCCUGUAUUUUAUAUAGACUACAUUUUAGAUGCAAACAUGUAUAAAAAAAUGCUAUCAUGUACAAAACUGCAGUCAGCUAUCCUUAUGCUAUGCACUAGUUCCAGAGAACAGCUGGAAAUCCCUUGGAAAGUUUGAUGUAAUUACAUCUGACUGUAAAUCUUUGACUGUUUUAAUAUACUCAGGUGACCUAAAUAGCAUUACGCAGAAAAGAAUUUUAAUUUAAAGUAAUUAAGAAAGAGUAAUUGUCUCAACUUAAGAUCAGUUUCGCUGAGAAAUUACUGUUCAGAAAAGUCCUGUAUGCCUUGUUCUACAGCCAUAUUCUUUGUAUUUCCACAUUGUAAAUACUCCAUGGAAAAUUGCAAUGGAAGCUCGGCUUAGCUCAACUUCUGGCUCUGUGGUACUGCUUCUUGGUUGAGAAAAUUGAUCUGACUCUCAGUUUUUGGCAUCUAUGCUUUACUUUUACAGCUGAUUCAAAUAUGUCCACUGCUAGUUUAAUGGCGACUUUUCUUCGAUAUGAAUUUCUGUCAUGCUCAAACAACUAAUUUAGAGGUGCAAGGGAUAUAUGUUGCCAAUUGUCCUUUAAAAUGUCUCAGCCAAACAAUCUUUCAAGAGGUGUAAAUCAAGAUGAUGGGAAAUCCUGUCAGCAAUUUAAGCAAGGUUUGCUUGAAUUGCAUUGCUGCUUUGCUCUGGUGUUGUGCCAAGCAAGUUGUCUGAGCAUAGCCUAAAGCUGCCCUUCCUAGAAUGGCUGGUCAGCUGCGUUCACAUAUAUUAGAUGAGGCGUGUGAUCUCAUUAAAGCACUGGAUUUAUUAUACAGUUGUGCAGAUCAGCCACAUUGUUCAUGUGCAAUAGGUGCCUAUUCCUUUGCUAUUUUCUCAGGGCUUCUGGAAACAAGAGCAGCUAGGAGUUAGUAAUAGGCUGGACAAAUUGUGGCCAGUGGUACUGAUGUGGCUUGAAAACAGCCAUUUGGUGUAUUAUGGCCUAAGUAAAUCUGCCACUCAGUUUAUGUUUGUCCAUGCAGAAAUACAUGUGGGACCUGCUUUUUGAAAGUAAAAUUGUGAUAUGGUUAUUUGUGAAAAUUGCUUGCAGAGGGUGUUAGUGAAGUUACAGUUUUGAUUAAAUCUUUUGAAGUUACCCUUAAUUUAAGAUAGUUGUAAAAAGCCAUAGAGCUGCUUUGUGGAAUCAGGUAGCUACAAUAAUAUGAGCCUCCACCAAAACUGGACAAUCAUUGCCCUAAACAAAAGUGCGUAAAAAAGUACAGGCAGCAAAGUGAAAGUAGGAAGGUGCAACAAGAGGAGAUAAAGAUAGCAUGACAGGAGCGCUAACAGUGUGGUCCUGAGAAACAAGACAGAGAAAAAUCUGAAAGCCAAGAGAGGCCUGGGAUUAUGAUGAAAUAAACCAUCUCAAAUUAUUUGAUUCUUUAUAUAUGUGAGGAAACAUAAUUCUAUGCUUUUCUUAAUAAAUAAAAACAUGUAA
Aquila chrysaetos chrysaetos is the source of this 6349-nucleotide messenger RNA. It is a transcript of the gene GPR88, whose product is annotated as G protein-coupled receptor 88. NCBI's taxonomy places the organism in Eukaryota, Metazoa, Chordata, Aves, Accipitriformes, Accipitridae. The transcript has 2 exons. Gene Ontology annotation, biological process: G protein-coupled receptor signaling pathway. The record is from RefSeq and is a predicted model, not a curated record. Gene Ontology annotation, cellular component: membrane. Gene Ontology annotation, molecular function: G protein-coupled receptor activity. Bases 1969 to 3057 code for a protein of 362 amino acids.